This is a messenger RNA of Nasonia vitripennis (jewel wasp), 3303 nucleotides long. RefSeq names its product calcium-independent phospholipase A2-gamma. Gene Ontology annotation, cellular component: membrane. Gene Ontology annotation, biological process: arachidonate metabolic process. The transcript is spliced from 9 exons. The record is from RefSeq and is a predicted model, not a curated record. NCBI's taxonomy places the organism in Eukaryota, Metazoa, Arthropoda, Insecta, Hymenoptera, Pteromalidae. Bases 667 to 2592 code for a protein of 641 amino acids.
UGAACCGCGACAACGUCAGCGCUCGCGACGCCUAUAAAGAGAGCCGAGGUCUUGAGUACGUUUCAGUGACCCAGCGAGACUCCGAGAGACAACUGCCUACCUUAUACUUAAUACUUAUACUUACUACUUUCUUGACUGUCCCACUUGAGACUAUAAUUUUAUUGUGCUUAUUUUUGUUUGGGAAAAAAGUUUUGACUGUUAUCAGUGACACAGAGAGAGAGAGAGAAAGAGAGAGAGAGAGAGAGAGGCUACUUACCAGUACUGGACCUCGGACUUUCCGGGUGAAGCAUCCGGGUUUGUGUUGUUGCUGCUGUUGAUAAGCUUGCAUCCGCACAUACUUGCAUACGAGUGUGGUUUCGACGAAGAAAUCUAGUGGUGAAAAAAGAGACAAUUUAUAAUCGUAUUUUUCGUAACAAAAGAAAGUGAAUAAGGUAUAUACACAAAGCAGGAAUCGAAUAGAUAAUAGAGAUAUCACCGACUUGAAAUAAAGAGUGAAAAGAAGCAGUGUAUAAUAGCAGAGCAUUGCAUCACUCGUAAAAAUACCCACCAGUUCUAGAGUGUGCUGCAGUGAAAUUUCUCGAUAGAUCAGCGAACAGUCUAGAUAUCCGAGCCAGGCCAACACUUCGAGCACAUCAGACGGCUAGCACAAAAAUACCCCGGCAGGCUAUGUCCCUAAGCAAACACGUGCGACACUGCCGGAGAUGCGUUGCAUUUGCGAGACCCCUGACGGAGAGUGCUGCUGGACGAGAUGCUGGGGAGAGUUCGACUGCUUUAGCAAGCAAAUUGACAUCAACUGUACCGCUGAACUUUGUAAACAAAGCCAAAAUGACAAUGCACAGCAGACUAAAGAUGCUUGGUCAGCUCAAGGACUUUUUCAAUAAGUCUAGCUAUGACAAGAACCUUCAGCUCAUGCUGAACAAGGAAUGGCUGGACUUCUUUCAAAAGCUCACCUAUGCCCAGAUCGAUACCAUCAGGAAGUAUUCUCUGCUCGAUGACUCAAAGACACAGCAGGAGCAGGAUGAAAAAAAGAUUGCUCAAGAGAAAGAGAACGCUGUACAAAAAUCCGUUGCCACUACCCUGCCUACAAUAGAAGAAAAGGUGACAGCACAACCUCAAGCAAAACAGGCACCUGUUGAACCUCAAGCUGCUAUGGAAACUAAAGAAUCAUAUUAUUAUUUACCACAAGUUCUUGCUGCUAUGUUACCAAGAUUGAGUAACAAAUCAAAAGAAAUUUCUGUUCCUGCAAUACCCAAGUGGAAGACCAAUUUACAAACUAGUGUUACAAAGAAUAGCAUCAUGUCGAGAACGAGGCACAUCUUGAACAGUAUUGCCACAGCUGAAUCUAAUGCUUCAAAAUGGAGGAGAAUAGAUGAUUUAUUACAACACAUAGAACAAUUUCCAGAAGCAAGACAUCAUGCUGUUAAAGAUGGUGGUAUUAGGAUUUUACUGAGGACUAGAGAAUUGACCAAAGAUGAACAGAUUCGAGGAACAAUAAGAGAGGCUCUCGCAGUACUUGGCCAUGUUGACCCUUUGCCUGCCAGAGGAAUAAGAAUUCUUGCCAUCGAUGGUGGCGGUAUUCGCGGCGUUCUCGUCAUAGAAAUGUUGAAGAAGUUGGAGCAGUUGACUGGCAAAAAAGUUUACGAGAUGUUUGACUACAUUUGCGGUGUGAGCACUGGAGCUAUUUUAUCAGCAGUAUUAGCCAUUAAAGGAGAAGAUGAACAAGGAGGUCACAAGAGGAAAUCUUUGGAUGAGAUUUCUGUAUUGUACAAGGAGCUGAGUACCAAAAUAUUUACGCAGAGUCCACUGCGCGGUACCAGCAAUUUGGUUUGGAGUCACGCGUACUACGACACUGCAUUAUGGGAACAAAUGUUACAAGAACAUCUAGGUGACAGAGAUUUAAUCAAAACCACGCGCGACCCGAUUGCACCAAAGUUUUCGGUCAUUUCUGCAGUAGUAAAUCAUGAACGUGUAAUGGCUUAUGUAUUUAGAAAUUACGCGAUUCCCAUUGGUGUAGAAAGUCAGUACAUGGGAUCUCACAAACACAAAUUGUGGGAAGCAGUGAGGGCGUCUGCAGCUGCUCCCAGCUACUUUGAGGAAUUCAAAUGUGGAGAGUAUCUUCAUCAGGAUGGAGGAAUCAUGGUAAACAAUCCUUGUGCCGUUGCUAUACACGAGGCUAAACAACUGUGGCCAAACAGCCCAAUUCAAUGUGUUGUUUCAUUUGGUACUGGAAGGACACCAUUCAAUAUGAACACGUGCGCUGAAGAUAGAAAAGAAGCGAGCGCAUCCAGCUGGAAAGAGAAAUUUUAUAAAAUACUUGACAGUGCCACAGAUACAGAAGCUGUGCACACUAUGCUGAACGAUCUCUUGCCCGAUCACGUUUACUACAGGUUCAAUCCUUAUUUGACCGAAAUGCUCACGAUGACAGAAAUAAGACCAGAGAAAAUUUCCCAAUUGGAGCAGGAUGCUGCAAUGUACAUUCGUAGGAACGAAGAGAAAUUCCAAAAAGCUGCUAAAGUAAUCAUGCAGCAGAAAACACCAUCGCAGAGUGUUGUGGACUGGGCGAAAUUACAAAAGAAUAUUUUAGGUAUAUAAUUUCUAUCAAAAUUAUUUUACAAGAAUUUUGUAAAAAUCAAAGAGCGCAAUCAUUAGGUCUCUAGACCUCAUUAAUUGCUUUCACAUCUUUCCUACGAAGUACCUAAUGAAAAUGUUUUUCAGUCUGUGAUAUAUAUAGCGUUAUAUGUUAAGGAAACGAAUCUUUGACGCGAAUCGGAUACUUUAUAGCUGUAAAGUAUAUACGUGGAAAAGAGUUGCGAGAAAAAUAAGAAAACGAAACAAAUAUAGAAAAUAAUAUUUAAGUCACUUAUUUGAAAUGGAUCAAGAUUUUUUAUUGCUGAUGUAGGACUUUUAUCUCAAUAAUCGUAAUAUUUUAAUUUUUAUGUUAUAAGUAUAUACACAUCGAUCCAUUCCUGUUAAGUUACUCAAUAUUGUAUAUUUUUAUAUGUGUUGGAUUAUACUCCAUUCAAAGAAAGCUUUAAUCGAGACUUUCUUCAGUGAAUUGAUUAUGCAUCUUAUACGAACAGUGUUGUUAGUUGUAAUAAUAUAUAAAUACAGAUUUUCUGUGACAUUUACUAUAUAGUAUUACACUUUGAAAUAAGUUACCAGAACUAGAUUGAAUUAAAAUAAUCCCUAUAACUUAUUUCAAGCACUGUAUAGAAGCUUCAGAUAUAUGUAAAUGUAAAACACUGUUUUUAUCUGCAUUAUGAAUGUGAAAAAAAUAAGAAUAAACUGCUGCAGCAUAAAUUA